Columba livia (rock pigeon) is the source of this 12910-nucleotide messenger RNA. It is a transcript of the gene PARD3, whose product is annotated as par-3 family cell polarity regulator. Lineage: Eukaryota; Metazoa; Chordata; Aves; Columbiformes; Columbidae. Gene Ontology annotation, cellular component: cell cortex; apical junction complex; adherens junction. The coding region runs from base 7212 to 11204 and encodes 1330 amino acids. The record is from RefSeq and is a predicted model, not a curated record. Gene Ontology annotation, biological process: cell adhesion; establishment of cell polarity; establishment or maintenance of epithelial cell apical/basal polarity. The transcript has 24 exons. Gene Ontology annotation, molecular function: phosphatidylinositol binding; protein binding.
CUGUUUUCAACUAGCGACAUCCAUUCCAGUCUGCAGUAGGAGCAUGUUUGGUACUGUUUGAGGAGACUACUUGGAAGGCUUGGGCAGAUGAAUAUCCCAUAUCUCUUUUCCAGCAAUAAAGGAGAAAGAACUCCUUUUAACUUGCUUUUAGACAACUGCAUAACCUAUUUUUGGUAUUUUAAAAAUACACAUUUCUUGUGCCUUUAGUGAUUUGAACAAUAUUUCAAAGACACCUUAGCAAACUGAGUUGUUUAGAUUUCUUUUACUUGUAGAAGUAGCCCUUCAUUACAAGGCUCUUAAAAAACAUAUGUCAGCUUGACAAGUUUCCAGCUCGAUGAUAACAUACUUGAUGACCUCAGUUCCGUUCUUAGUAGGCAGACAUUCUCAACAGCAAAAAUACCUCAAGCAACUGAACAAAAAACCACCAACCCAGCCAUCCUUAAGCACGGUUUCUCCUCAUAGGCUGAAUCAUGCAGACACUUCAGUGAUCUUCAUACUUUGGGUGUAAUGUGAAAGUUCUUAUUCAGGGAUUCCACAGGCCCUUCUUUAUCCAUGGAAAAAAAUAUUUAGGAGAUUGUUGUGUAAUCUCCCUUUUUAAAAGUACGUCUAUGAAUGUAAAUUAUUCCCAGUUGAUUUCCCACUGAAAUAGUCACUUGUAUUUUGCACUGUGUAAAAACUAUUUCAUAUGCAAUUUUAUGUAAUUUUUUCCUGCAUAGUAAUGCUCAGGCUGUUGCUCAUUUAAAAGCUUUGGAGAUCAAAAUGUCUCUGUUUUGUGUAGCUACAUUUCUGAAAAAUUAGAGGUUUUUCUUCCCAAGAGAACAACAAGGAUCUGCCAUUAACAGCCACAGGUUUUUGUGAGCAGUUGGGCAGAUAGAGCUAGUCUGAAGCAAUGUAGAAUAUGAACCUAAUGGCAAUUAUUCAUAAAUCCAUUUGCCCAAAUGUGUUAGGUUUUAGGUAGCCUGGGAUUAGCAACCUGUAAAGAUAAAAGCAUCAGCAUCUUAUGAUUUCCUUCAUCGCUGUCCUAAUAAAUUCAACACUAGUUCUUAAAAAUAACCACUGUAUUUUUGUGUAUGCUUAGAGUCACAGCCUGGGAUUUGUUCUCUAACUUAAGGAAUGGGCUUCCUUUACUUGACUAACCAUUUUCAAAUGUUCAGUCAGUUCUUCACUCUGCAUAAAUCAUACUUGCACUCACUGAAUGCAGAGAGAAAAAAUGGAGGAAUAUGGUUUGGUAUUGUCUGGAGCAAAGUUUCACGCUUCCCACAGUGUUUAGUGCGUGUGGUGGUUUUAUUGGCCCGGGUCACUGAUCACGGCAAUGUUGGUGCUUACUGCUCGUUAGACAUACUUUGAACCUUCUAGAAAAGAUGCACAAGAAGUUGCUGUUUUGCGUGGAAUACUGUUGGUGAGAAUAGGAUGGGGAUUAAUUUCAUAGCUGUGUGCUGAAAUGGAGUUUGUAAACGUUCAUGAUCUAGAGUUGGCUGUGUUAAGUGAUCAAAGUACUGCUGAAAAAAAUCAAUCGCACUUCAUUUGCAUCCACUUUGAGACCUACGGAGACUCUAUUAAUAUCAUUAUGAAUUUAAUGCCUGCUUCCUUCUGGUGUGAUGGGAGAGUCUUUGAGCAGCUUCUUCAUGUUAGGAGCUUUUCCCAGUGUAGUGGAAAGGAAAUGAACUUUUGGUUUUUGUGUUAAACAUAUGGUCAAUUCUAAAUAAUACUGUUGUUUUGUUUACUUCCUCUUGGAAAGCGCUGUUGAGUUAGAGAGGCAUGUGAUACAUAAAAUGUGGGUUUGGAAAGGAUGACUGUAUUUUGUUUGUAACAAAUGUGAACUUGAAACCAACACAAAAAUAAGUCUAUUUUGAGCAAAUACGUUAUGAUGUUAAGGUUAAAGGCUGGCUAGGGACUGGAGAGCUGUGAUUAUGAUAUCUCACUGCUACUCAUUUUUGUUCUGUCACUCUUAUUUUUAGGGGCAGUUAGGCAAGAACCCCACUGUAUAGUAAAUGCUGGGUAGACCAGUGACAACUUGAUGCUGGUAGAAAGAACAAGAUUCUGGUAACCCUGUGUCUGUUCGUUCUCUCCAAACGUUCAAGAGCCUUUGAAAUUGAUGAAAGUUGCACUGAUAAACUUGUGUUAUCUUUAGAUUUCCAUCAGCGCAUAAUCAGAACACUCGAAGUAGUGUUGUUUGUUCUAAAUUUGGGUGUCUGUGCCUCAUUUAAGCAAAUUUACAGCUGAAUUUACAUUUGAAUUGUCUUUGACUCUGAGACUUAAGAAUUUAACUCUAAACCCAUGAACAGAAAAGAACAACAACUUUUUGUUGUACUUCUGAAGUUUGUUUCUGCCAUUAGCAGAUUAAAAACCUGGAGUGAAUGACAGAACAUCUAGGUCCGGUGCAGGAAAUCUGACAGCAAAACCUAAAGAUGCCAAAAAAUCGCUCAAAAAUAUGAUUCUUAGUAUUUACAAUACCAUGAUUGUUAUGCCCUUCUUCCUUUUUUUCCUCAAAACUUCUCCAUCAAAUUAAAUUUCAACUACUGCCAUGAUUAUCUCUGCUACAAUGUGCAGCUUCUCUCUCCUUGUUCUGUGACUGCUUUCCCUGUAUCCCAGGAAAACAGGAUGACCUUGAAACAGUUUGUUGUUACUCAUAAGUGACUUGGCAAAACGCAUUUUGAGCAUAAGGCAUUCUUUUCUUGUAACAGCUUAAAAUAACUACUUGAGCCACUGAGCUUGGGAAAGUAUUGAUACUGGGAAAGAAACCCUUUGUAUAACAAUUCUGUUAAAAAAUUCAAAAGCUUCAGUUUAACAGUGAGCUCCUGAUAUCAUCUAGUAUUCUGCAGUGGUUGCUUUUAUUUUAAUUACUUUUUUUUAGAGGUUGACAAUUUGAUAUUAAUCCAAGUUCUGACAAAUUGGUAAAAACAGAAUGUGUGUUUUAUCCAGGUUUUCUUGCAUUAACACUUUUGACUCAUUUUUGCUGCGGUGGCCACAUGAUUUUCAGAUCUGUAUUGCUGAUGGAUUUAAAGCAGAAAAUUAAAGUUUUUAUGUAGUCUUUAUUCCCAGCUUCUAUUUAAUGAAGAAAUAUUUGGAAAUAACAUAGUCUAAAUAGAAAUGUUAUCUUCUGUCAAAUAAUGGAAUUAAAAUGCUUGUAGUAUUUCUAAUAAACUAAGUUUUAACUUCACAGUGUUUAUGGAUGAGAGUAAAACCCGUAGAAGAGAGGAAAUACCAGGCUGACAAUAUUAGUAUUGAAACGUGAAUUUUCCAGUCACUAAGACAUAUUAGAUGUAACUAAAUGUUGUCUCCCUCUUAGAUUUUCAUCUCUUUCAGCAUUUUAUCCAAAUUAUUGAUCUCAUGAUCAUUUACUUUUUCCUCACUCUGUGAAGACAGCAUUUCCAUUCAUUAUUUGUUGUUUAUUUUUUGGGAACUGCAAGAUCCUAAUUAUUUUUCUGUAUUACUGAAGUAUGCGUAUCAAUGCACUAAGAGUUUACAGGUAGGAGUGACAUUUGUAAAUAUAUAAAAUAGUUUCCAUGGAGAUUUGAAGAGCUGCAGGUAAAUCUGACUUCUGAAGACGGAAUAAUUUGGUGAAAAGUGUUCUCUGAGGAAGAGCAGGCUCAUGGAUGAAGAUGAGAUAGUGGGGAAGACCAGGCCAGUGUUGUGAAUAAAGUCACACCUCACAAACCUUCCCAUAUUCUCAACAGAAAGACAGACCUGAGCAACAGUGUCUGGGUUAGUGCAGCUCCAAACCCCACAAACUUGCCAUGGGAUAAGGAAGAGUCUUAUGGAUACAUAACUGAUCAGAAGAUGGAAAUUAGAGCAUGUAUUAUUUAAUAUAUUUGCAAUUGUUCUGAAAAAAGGGAAGGGGGUUUUGAAUAUCGGAGUGACGAAUUCCAUUAUUGUGUGUGUAACCAAAUGUUGGUGGUACGUGCUGGUUAUGAAGGGUUGCAGAAGCACCCUGUGAUUCAGAGGGAGUAGACAACACGGUGGAUGAAAGAUCAUUUUGGCAAACAGGAUGUGCUUUCAGAGAGAGACUCCUUUACCUGAAUAUACAAAAUCAUGACUUCUGAGCUAGCUCUUACAUUUGGGAAAAUGUUUUUGGUUUUGUAAUAGACCUGUGGAAACAUGAGCUUACAUGGCAAGGCACCACUCUGUGAGACAUCGUAAGGUCUAAGAAUCCUUCUAGCAGCUUGCCCCUGUGCCUGCCUCUCCCCCACGCUGUCAUCCCUGUCCCGCCACUCACCUCGUGCAGGCCCCAGCACUUUGGAGCCCAUCUCUUAGCGGAUUUAGUCACUAAAAUGGGAGAAGACUUCCCCUUGCAAAAAUAGCUGAAUAUUUUUCUGCUGUUUCAUGAGCGUUGUCAGUUGACCGAAGGAUCUGGCAAGCUAAGGAGGAACAGCAGAGGACUUCACUGCUGGAAAUGGCUGAGCUGUGAAUGAAGAAGUAAGAUGAGGGAGGGUGGGAAAAGGAGCGAACUGAGAGCCUCCCCUUCAGCGCAGCAAGGCUGCGGGGGCCGUGCCAGAGCGGCCCCUGUGCCAAAGCAAGGAGCAGAGAAGGGAACGGGUGAUGGGAUGUUGCUGCUGGACUUGCUGGUGGUGAGUCUUCUGCUGCCUGCAGCCACAAAGCAAGCAACCAAAAAAGAUUUUGUAGAAAUAGGAAAAACACAGAGCAAAUGCCAACAUUGAUUCCAGGUAUAGAUUAAAGGCUUCUCUUCCAGCAGUGUCUAAAUGGACCAGGACUCUCAGCCUUGAAAAGAGGACGGGAGAAGCAAAUGGUAGAUGACUGUAGAAUCAGAGGUGACAUUGAGGAAUCGUUCUUUGUCCUUGUCAGUGCAAGAUCUGGGGGCAUCAAAUGAAACUAGAGUUUUCAUUAGCAAAUGAAAUAUUACUUUUUGAUUUGAUUUUUUGAGUGCUGCAGAUUCUUAUGUUUAGGGGAACUGUGAAUAAAAAUAAUCCAGACCUUUUCCUGUAUCUUCAGAGAUGUAAAUGAUCUCUGUCCUUUUUCAUUUCCUUUGUAAUUUACUUUCAUUCGGAAAUCCGUCAUUCUUGUUACUUUUCUUGCACUUCUUUUAGGUCUAAGGUGUUUUUUUAUUCAGUUAAAUGAUCAGGAUUGUACCUGGUAUUUGAUACAAGGUCAGGUGUAUUCAAAUGGAUUUUUAAAGUUUAUGCAUGCCUUUGUCAGUCUUAAUUGCUAAUAGUUAUUUUUGUGCAAAUAAGCAUGAUUAGAAUAUGUUGUAAGAGGAGCUAUCUGCAAAAGGCUUACAGACUUGCCUUGACCUUAAUUUUUGUGAUAUAUUAGAAUACCUGUGAUUUUUAUCAAAUGCUGCAGAUACUUCAAAAAGUUUUGGAGGACAUAUUUUUUUCUUCAGAUGUCAUGGCUUAAAAGCAUGCAUAAUGCUGAAUUAUUUGCUUAUUUUUACUCUUCAAAAAGAUGAUGCUUGUGAAUCAUGGGAACUGGUAAUUUAAGUAGGGUCUUUUUGUGAGAGAGUCCCUUUAAGCUUUGGUAAAAACCACAGAGUGUUGAAAUGAUGAUGAUCUCACAAUGUCUAAUGUUAAUAACACUGAGGGUCAAUAUGUUGCUGUGGAUGAUGACUGCUACAGAAUUAUAAACCUAUCAAAAUUAAGAGACAUUUUGUACUAAAAAUAUUUAGUAAUGGAUUUUUUCUGUGUCCUGUAAUAAGUAGAGAUUCAUCAUUUAGAUGUAGUCGUAGCUAAUAUGAAGCAGUGCUUUCUAAUUCUUCAUAGUGUAAAUCUCCACAGUGACUGCAGUGACUUUAGAAUUAGGCCAUUAUGGCUAAUAAAUGCAUGAUAUUCUGAUAACUUUUCAUUAAUUUUAGCAAUAUCACUUUGUCCUAGAGGUAUAUUAUUCAUCCUACAACAAAGGAAGAAAUUGCAGAAAAGGUUGGUUAUGGGAAUUCAUUAACACUACACUCUUACUCCUUGAUAUCAGCAGGUCUUAAAAGAAAUGCUGUUCCAACUUCACAGAUAUUUCCUAACAGAGGUGGUGAGACUUGUACACUAGAGGACUGACCCAUAUUAAAGCUUAAUUAUAGUAAUGGAUAAUCCUGCACAUAUAAAUUAUUCACGGUUGUUUUGUAUGUGAAGUAGCAUCAUGAAUAAACUAAGGAAGAGUUUCUGGAAAAGACCCUGGACAAAGGCGUAAGUUUGCCAAAAGAUAGUUUUGCUUCUUGUCUUUUAAUACAGAUUUAAAUCUGACAGUGUUAGGUUUGCAAGCACAUUGCUAUAUGCACAGCUUUGUGCUUUGGAUAUGUUUUGCUUAAUGGAAAUCAACAGCAGCAAGUCCUGGGGUUCUACACCCUUGUAGUGUUCCUUGACUAAUAUGUUAUGCAAGGGAAACAUUCCUACCUAAACACAGUCCUGGUACAAAAGUUGCAAUCUCAACUGUCUGAUAAGAUUCCCACACUGUCACUAGGAUGAGAAUUCAUUAGUAUUACCCUCUUAUCCAUUGAUACCAACAGGUCUUAAGAAAGUGUGGUAACUUUUUAGCUAUUUCCCAGGAAGGAUUUUGAGAUUCAUACAUAGGCUUGGACUUUAUUUUCUGGUUGGCUUAGUAGAUUUGUGUAGUGUAUAUUAAGUGUGUCGCAUGAAUAGUUUUUCUGACAAAAAGAGAAAAAGAAAUAUCUGAAUUAGUAUAAAACAGGGCCCCUAAGGAAUGGGGCAGCAGCCUCCUGCUGACGGCUCCUUCAGCAAGUGUCUUGGAUCCAAAGAGAAGAAAACAGUGCUGUCUUCUCUGGGGAGCUUUCACUGGUCUGACUUUUCAGAUAACCUUCCUAGUAGUAGCCCAGAAAGGAAGGAGUUAAGAAGAUGCUUUGAACCCAAAGUCUUCUGCUUCAUCCCCACACCCUGUUGCUGUACUUCCACACCCUGUUGGUGUGCAGGGAACUACCUUCCGCUCACCUUUAGCGUGCUCAGCAGGAUAGUCACUACAUUUUUCAGAUUAGCAUCACUGCUGAAGCCUGUUUGAGUUUACACAGCAAGAAGGAGUUCUGCCUGCUCCUCGGUGCCGUACAACCUUGCAGGACCGUCAGCUUUUUUCAUUUGUACAACCUGUUGGGAGAACUGAAAUUGGUCUCAGAUGGGCUCCGGUCCUUGUGGAUUGUUCCACGUCAUACAGGAUUGAAGACUGUUCCUGUAAGCUGGGUGGAAGUUUGAUGGUACUGAGUUCUUCUUUUCUGCGGACACUGUUUGCUUGAAGGUAACCGUCCUUUGGUGGAUGAAAUGGCAGACACAACUAAGAGGAAAAUUACAAAGAAGUCGUCGUCUUUUUCAUAUGAUCGCCGGAGAGAUUCAGUGAAAGUCAGGAGACAGUCCAAGUCUCUUAGCUUUAAGUCAGCUACACUGGGAACUCAAAAAAGGCAGAAGCAGAAAAAGCAGCUCGUAGCUGUGUUUGAUGAGCAAGAUCCACACCAUGGAGGUGACGGCACCAGCGCCAGCUCAACAGGCACGCAAAGCCCGGAGAUUUUUGGCAGCGAGCUUGGCUCUAACACGGCGUCCGCCUUUCAGCCUUACCAAGCAACAAGUGAAAUUGAGGUCACUCCUUCAGUGCUUCGUGCAAAUAUGCCUCUUCAUGUCCGACGUAGCAGUGACCCUGCACUGAUUGGCCUCUCAACCUCUGUAAGUGACACAAAUUUUUCUUCAGAAGAGCCUUCACGGAAAAACCCUACAAGGUGGUCCACAACAGCAGGAUUUCUUAAGCAGAACACCCCUGGCGUACCCAGUGCUCAUGAAAGAAAGAAAGAUGAAAACUACAGAAGCCUACCACGAGAUACUAGUAGCUGGUCUAACCAGUUUCAGAGAGACAAUGCUCGUUCAUCGUUAAGUGCCAGUCAUCCAAUGGUGGACAAGUGGCUGGAGAGGCAAGACCAGGAUGAAGAUCGAACAGAGGAGGACAACAGCAGAGUUGAGCCUGUUGGUCAUGCAGACACUGGCUUGGAGAAUGCUACCAAUUUUUCCCUGGAUGAUAUGGUAAAGCUCGUUGAAGUCUCCAACGACGGCGGGCCUUUGGGAAUCCAUGUAGUGCCUUUCAGUGCCCGAGGCGGAAGAACCUUGGGGCUGCUGGUAAAGCGAUUGGAGAAAGGUGGAAAAGCUGAACAAGAAAACCUUUUUCGUGAGAAUGAUUGUAUUGUCAGGAUCAACGAUGGAGACCUUCGGAAUAGGAGAUUUGAACAAGCACAGCAUAUGUUUCGCCAAGCCAUGCGUACGCCCUUCAUUUGGUUCCACGUGGUCCCUGCAGCAAAUAAAGAGCAGUAUGAACAGUUGUCCCAAAGUGAGAAGAACACCUACUACUCCAGCCGGUUCAGCCCUGAUUCCCAGUAUGCUGACAGCAAAAGUAUUAACAAUUCUGGACUUCACACGUUACAAAGAAUGUCUCGAGCGGGUAACCAGUCCGAUCAGACAGACUCCUACUCGCAGCUACCUCAUAGUGUGAAUUCAUCAGGGAAACCACCCUCGGGCCUGGUACCAUCACCUCAGAAAGUUCUCACCUCCACUGCAAACAGUGGGUAUAACACCAAAAAGAUAGGGAAGAAGCUCAGUAUACAACUGAGAAAAGGUACAGAAGGCUUGGGAUUUAGCAUUACUUCAAGAGAUGUCCCAAUUGGGGGCUCUGCUCCAAUUUAUGUGAAAAACAUCCUUCCGAGAGGUGCAGCUAUUCAGGAUGGGAGACUAAAAGCUGGAGACCGAUUAAUUGAGGUAAAUGGAGUUGAUUUAACAGGAAAGACCCAAGAAGAAGUUGUGUCCUUGCUGCGAAGCACCAAGAUGGGAGGGACUGUCAGCCUUCUGAUUUUUCGACAGGAAGAAACAUUCCAUCCAAGGGAACUGAAUGCAGAACAAAGCCAGUCACAAAUUCCAAAGGAAACGAAAGCAGAAGAAGAAGAGCUUGUCCUCACACCUGAUGGCACCAGGGAAUUCCUGACAUUUGAAGUUCCACUGAAUGACUCUGGAUCAGCUGGACUUGGCGUGAGCGUCAAAGGUAACCGGUCAAAAGAAAACCAUGCCGAUUUAGGAAUCUUCGUCAAGUCCAUUAUUAACGGUGGAGCAGCAUCUAAGGAUGGCAGGCUUCGAGUGAACGAUCAAUUAAUAGCAGUAAAUGGAGAAUCAUUAUUGGGCAAAACAAAUCAAGAUGCAAUGGAGACCUUAAGGAGAUCCAUGUCCACUGAAGGAAAUAAACGGGGAAUGAUCCAGCUUAUUGUGGCGAGGCGAAGAAGUAAAUGCAAUGAGUUGGAGUCGCCUGGGAGCCCCUCAGGGCCAGAGUUGCCCAUAGAGACCCUGCUGGAGGACCGGGAACGGAGGAUUUCCCACUCCCUCUACGGUGGGAUCGAGGGGCUCAACGAGUCACCCACAAGGAACGCGGCGCUGAGUAGGAUAAUGGGUAAAUAUCAGCUGUCUCCAACGGUGAACAUGCCCCAAGAUGACACUGUCAUUAUUGAAGAUGACAGGCUGUCCGUACUCCCUCCUCAUCUCUCUGACCAGUCGUCAUCCAGUUCCCACGAUGAUGUUGGGUUUGGCACCGUUGAUGCUGGCGGAUGGGCUAAAGCUGCAAUUAAUGAGUCAACAGACUGCACUCUUAGUCCAGAUGUUGAUCCAGUGCUUGCCUUCCAGCGAGAGGGUUUUGGACGCCAGAGCAUGUCAGAAAAGCGUACAAAGCAAUUUUCAGAUGCCAGUCAGUUGGAGUUUGUUAAAACACGAAAAUCCAAAAGCAUGGAUCUAGGUAUAGCUGACGAGACUAAGCUCAGUACAAUGGAUGACCAGAAAACAGGUUCCCCAACCAGAGAUGUGGGGCCUUCAUUAGGUCUGAAGAAAUCCAGCUCAUUAGAAAGUCUGCAGACAGCCGUUGCUGAGGUGACUCUCAAUGGUGACAUUCCCUUCCACCGCCCGCGCCCACGAAUUAUCCGAGGACGAGGCUGCAAUGAAAGCUUCAGAGCUGCCAUAGACAAAUCAUAUGAUAAACCUGUAGCAGAUGAUGAUGACGAGGGCAUGGAAACUUUGGAAGAAGAUACAGAGGAGAGCUCAAGAUCUGGUAGAGAAUCUGUGUCCACAGCAAGUGACCAACCAUCCCACUCAUUAGAGAGGCAGAUGAAUGGAAGCCAAGAUAAAGGCGACAGAAAAAAGGCUGGAAAGGAAAAGAAGAAAGAUCGAGAUAAAGAGAAGGAUAAAAUUAAGGCAAAGAAAGGAAUGUUGAAAGGCUUAGGAGACAUGUUCAGGUUUGGCAAACAUCGCAAAGAUGACAAGAGUGAGAAAACUGGUAAAAUAAAAGUGCAGGAAGCUCUUACUUCAGAAGAGGAGAGAAUACGAAUGAAGCAAGAACAGGAGAGAAUUCAAGCAAAAACUCGAGAAUUUCGGGAGAGACAAGCUCGUGAGCGUGACUAUGCAGAGAUACAGGAUUUUAACCGGACAUUCGGCUGUGAUGCGGACCCAAUGUACGCUGGGAUCGCUUCCUAUGACCCUUCAAACAGCGGCACGAUAACCCUGAACACCCGACCACAAAGCCCGAGGGAAGGGCAGACAGUGGAAUCCUUGUACGCCCAAGUGAAGAAGCCGCGGAAUUCAAAGUCUUCACCUGUGGACAGCAACAGAUCGACCCCUAACAACCAUGACCGGAUACAGCGCCUGAGACAAGAGUUUCAGCAAGCAAAGCAGGAUGAGGACGUGGAAGACAGGAGACGUACUUACAGUUUUGAGCAGCCAUGGCCAAACACCAAGACGUACUCACAGAGUGGCAGACACUCAGUAUCAGUAGAGGUUCAAAUGCAGCGGCAGCGGCAAGAAGAAAGAGAGAGUUUUCAACAAGCUCAGCGGCAGUACAGCUCACUACCCAGGCAAAGCAGAAAAAAUGCCAGUUCUGUAUCUCAGGACUCCUGGGAGCAGAGCUAUUCCCCUGGCGAAGGGUUCCAGACUGCGAAGGAAAAUCCCAGAUAUUCCAGCUACCAGGGAUCGAGGAAUGGCUAUAUGGGGGGACAUGGCUUCAAUGCCAGGGUAAUGCUAGAAACACAAGAACUGCUCCGUCAAGAGCAGAGGAGGAAAGAACAACAACUGAAAAAAAAAACUUCUUCUGAAGGGCCUAGCAACUAUGACUCGUAUAAGAAAAUCCAGGACCCUAAUUAUACCCCUCCUAAAGGUCCUUUCAGGCAAGAUGUACCGCCUUCACCGUCUCAGGUUGCCAGGCUGAACAGAUUGCAAACACCAGAAAAGGGAAGACCGUUUUAUUCUUGAGGUGAAGAAAAUGAAGAUCAACUUGUCAUGCAAUAAGGAACAUUUUCAUAUAAAGACUCAUAUUUUGAAAACUUUUUAAACUGAUGGUACUAAGGAGUAUAUCCGUUGUCUGUUUCAGUGCCUUUAAAAAUACAGGCAAAGCAUUGGUGGGCCUUAUGUCUUUGCCGUUCUGUCUCAAGUGUUGAAUUCAUGGAAGGAUGUUCCACCAUUUGACAAUCAUAGCGGAAGGGAGCAACCCUGCCCCUGCAUACCGACUCCUGUAGCCCAGUCGAGUAGUUGUCGAUGGCUUAUUACUAGGAUUUGUUGUACUGUGUUUUACUUUGCAGUGACUUAUUACACCAACAUGCAGCUUUAUGGUAUAAAUUUAAUGAAUUUGAGGUUGAAGGAAGCAUUGACAUGUCCUUUUUUAUUUCUUUCGGGUCAGAAGGAGGGUUACAUAUCACUCUUGAGUGGAUAAGGCUUAGCUCUACUCUGGAUCACAGUCGCAGUUCUAAGAUGUUUUAUGGUGGAGUCAUUACCAGUCUUUGUUGAUCAAUAUUUAAGAGUCUAUAUGCUGAAAAACUAUCCUUCUCCUAUUAUGCACAUAAGCACUCUUUUUCUCUCGCUCCCUCCCCACUCUGAGCUUGUUAAAGAAGCCUUUAUCCUGACUCAUGAGGAAAACAAUAUUAAGCUUUCAGUUAUCCUGAGAAUCCGGUUACAAUUGCCUUAUAAUCUUAAUACACAGUCCAUUAGAAAUGAAAUAAGUGGAGAGAGUCUAUUUAUACAGUCACAGCCAAGCCUUUGAUAAGUAUAUUUUACUAUUUUAUUAAAGAUGGGCAAUUAUGAACAAACACAGAACUGGGUUCUGCUUUACCUCUGAAUGAAUUUGGUCAUAUGACAACUGUGUCUAGGGUGGGAACUAGGGACGGUCAUCUGAUACACAGUUAUCUUUCUUUGGUCAAAUUUUGGAGAUAGUUUAAAGAAAGAGCAGAAGAAAUCAAAGUUUUUCUUUGGAUCAAAAAACUGAAAAGAAAAUAUUUUCUUCUUUUUGCAGUUAGUGAAUCUUUGUGGACAAUUGCCUUGUGCUUCCGUAUACUGUAUUGUUGCAUCGUGAUGCUAUAUUAAAAAUAAACCUUGAAGUAUAUGAAAGGGAGAUAAGUGGAGACAAACUGUUACACAUCAUCCUGAAAACAUGUCAGUAUCCAAAAAUAACUAAAGCAAAAAAGAUUGCUCUAGCAGUGAGUAAUUGAAUGUGCAUAUGGGAUAUGAGAAUUUCUUUUGCAGCAGCUGUUUUUAUGUUUGUUGUUCUGAACUUCGUGUAUUGUAAAAAAUAUAGCUGGGUCGCUGAAGUGCCUGCAAAUCCUGAUGUGAAAAGGCUUGAGAAUGGAUCUCAGCAUAUCGUGUACAAAAAGGAAAGCAAGAAAGUGAGAAAGAAAAUCAUGUAUUGUGUGAUUUCAAAAAAAAUGCCUAUUUUUUUUUACUGGCACAUUUUAUUUUUGCGCCAACUUGUUUCUAGAAUAUAUGUGAAAUAUCAGCACACAUAUCUGUGUCUUUUAUGCCUGUUUGUUAAUGAUUUUUGUUGUUAAUAAUGUACUCCAUGUUUAAAGUUGUUACUAGUGUAAGCACAGUGACAUUGGAUGACAAUAGCUCUUUUACGCAGAAUUUGCAAAACUGUGUAAAACAGCUUUCCGUGUACAUAUGAAAUUUGGAAUAAAAGGCUGUUUCCA